Molecule: messenger RNA, 1272 nt
Organism: Sordaria macrospora k-hell
Lineage: Eukaryota; Fungi; Ascomycota; Sordariomycetes; Sordariales; Sordariaceae
Source: RefSeq, a predicted model, not a curated record
AUGGCUUCAACCACCAUCGCCUCUCCGGAUAUCAAGAGCCUCGUUAGGCCCGUCCUCUCCGCCCUGCCAGGAGCGUCCGCCUCGACCGAGCCAGCUACAACAGUACUACCACUUUUAUCGCCCAUUCUCAGACAGCGAGUACAACUUCUCUCCGGCGCCAGCUCAGAUCCAUGGAUCCGCCUCCUUACCUAUGACACCUCCAAGGUGUCCAAGCUUACCGAGAUCGCCCAGAGCGGUAGUCUGGAUCCCCAUCCGGUAUCGGGAGAAGUGGAGAUGGAUUGGGAUUAUGAUGUCCACAUCAAGUACAGGAGACUGGACCAAGAGACACUUCAGACCCUCGUGGCGUUAGGAGAGUUCGAUCUGUUCAUCCGUCUUGUGUACUGCGUCAACGACAAAGACGGCGGCGGUGACGGAUGGCGUGUGGGCGAGAUCGGCGUAGCCAGCGAUCCAUCGCCCCUGCAAUCUUUCGGAGGUUAUUCCACACUCGAUGAAGCCGAGAAGGCGUUUAAGGCCCAACAAACCUCUGUGCCAGAAACCAAGCCCGCUGCGCAAGUUUCCAUCCAAGCCGAGCCGGUCGAAGAGGAUGAUGACGACGAUUACUGGGGUCGGUACGAUGCCACGCCUUCCCAAACACCGGGACAGGGUCGCUCUCCUGCGCCGCCGUCUUUGGGCGCCGGCCUCAACACUCAAAAUCCUAACCCCUUUGAGAGAAGCGCGUCCGCCGAAGAUGCGUACUUUGCCCAGUACGAAUCCGUACAGCCGGCCAUGGACCCCCAUGAUCCGGACGAGGAGGCUCUCCAAGGUGGACCUAUCGAUGGUGGUGCGCCGCUUAAUGGUCUUCUUCGCCGGUCUCCGUCGCCAAAACAGCAAAUAUACGAGCCUCCUGUUACAAACUGCGCACUAGCGCCGCCUCCAUUGGGCCUAAGCGGAGACGGCAACGGCAACUAUGUCCCAUCUCGAUCACCUUCGGACGAGUCAGGCUCCGGGUCGAGUGGCCGGCGCCUGUCCCAGGCGGACGAGGAGAGAACUGAGAGCCUUGCUCAUCCUCGCCCAGCCAGUAGCGCUAGCUCGAACGGAUCCCGUAUGGUAGCCAAGCUCGAAGAGACCGCGGAAGCUCAAGAUCGAGUGGAAUUCGGUAUUAAGCAGCAUGUUUCGAGGUCAAUUCGCAGUCUCUUCCAGUUAUCGCGAGGCGCGGGAAUUAGCCGUGAAGAGUUUGACCGCAUGGUUAGAAACGAGCUUGAUGUUCUUGCGAUGGUGGAGAAUGACGUUUGA